AUGGCUCCUCGACGCAAGAGACAGAGACUUUCCGAAGACGGUACAGCCCUAGAAGUAGGGCAGGCAGAAACCUCCGCCAUCGAGCCCAGCGGACCGCAAGCCUCAGCCGAGAAAACCGCACGCAAGGAACAGCAGCAUAGACGCUCUCUUUUCGUCCGCUCUUUACCAGCGACUACCACGACCGAGGACUUGACAGAGCUUUUUUCGCAGUCUUAUCCAAUCAAGCACGCUGUCGCCGUUACGGACCCGGCUACCAAACAAUGCAAGGGCUACGGCUUCGUCACAUUUGCCGACGCGGAAGACGCUCAGCGGGCGCAGGAAGAGUUUGAUAGUUCUGUGCUUCAGGGGCGCAAGAUCAGGGUCGAGGUUGCAGAGCCUCGACACCGAGAUGAGCAAGAUAAGGGUAGCGUGCCGUCCGCAGCAGCAGAAGCCAAGGCCACAAGGGAACAGCGGAAGAAAGAAGCACAGCAGCAACAGCAGCCGCCGAAGCUGAUUGUGAGGAAUCUGCCUUGGAGUGUCAAGGAGCCGGAUCAGCUUGCUGCGCUGUUUAGGAGCUAUGGCAAAGUCAAGCAUGCGACGAUUCCGAAGACGAAGCCGGGACUCUUGGCUGGGUUUGGGUUUGUGGUCAUGAGGGGAAGGAAGAAUGCGGAGAAGGCUAUCGAGGGUGUCAAUGGGAAGGAGCUGGACGGGAGGACGGUUGCGGUUGACUGGGCGGUGGAUAAGGAGACUUGGCAAAAUGAGCGGAAGGAUGUUAAGGAGGUUGAGAAGGUUGAGGAGGGAGGGGAUGGCAGGGAUGAGGAGGACUCACUCAACUCUGAUGCGGACAAAGUCACAGACGAUCUAGCAGAUGGCGAUGUCAUGUCUGACGAAGAGGCAUCAGAAAAGGAAGGUUCGCCGGCCGAGGAUGACGAUGACGACGACGUUGCCUCGGAUGGUAGCGACGAGUCCGACAUUGCACAAGCUCAGAAGCAACAGGUUUAUUCUGGGACUCUCUUUGUCCGGAACCUGCCAUUCACCUGCACAGACGAAGAUCUAGAGGAGCACUUCUCGCAAUUCGGGCCGAUACGUUAUGCGAGAAUCGUCCUUGACCGAGCGACAGAAAGACCGAAGGGCACCGGCUUCGUAUGCUUUGUGCAAUCCGAGGAUGCUGGCAUGUGUGUGAAGGGGGCGCCCAGGCAAGCCCGAAGAGCGCAGGAUGCAAAGGAUCCGGCCUCUGCGAUAUCUCAUUCCAUCCUUCAGAACGAAGAGUCCGACCCAACCGGCAAAUACACCAUGGACGGCCGAGUAUUGCAAGUAACAGCAGCCGUAGACAAAUCUGAAGCCAACCGACUUACUGCGGAGGGAGUUACUCACCGCGGUGACCGCGAUCGAGACAAGCGUCGUCUAUACCUUUUAUCCGAAGGCACCAUCGCGUCGAACUCUCCGCUUUACCAGAUGCUCGCACCCUCAGAGAUCACUAUCAGAGAGGCUAGUGCAAAGCAACGGAAAGCACUUAUCGAGAGCAACCCUUCACUGCACCUCAGUCUGACUCGUCUGUCCAUCAGGAAUAUUCCGCGCAGCGUUACUUCAAAAGAUCUCAAAGCUCUUGCGCGAGAGGCUGUGGUCGGCUUUGCGAAGGAUGUAAAGGAGGGUAAGCGUCAACGGUUGUCGAAAGAGGAGCUGCAACGAGGUGGUGAGGCAAUGCAACAAGCCGAGCAAGAGCGAAAGGCGAAAGCGAAAGGGAUCGUGAAGCAAGCAAAGGUGGUUUACGAAGGUCAGGAAGGGUCCAAGGUGGACGAGUCGACCGGAGCUGGCCGCAGUCGAGGCUACGGAUUCAUCGAAUAUCACACUCACCGAUCAGCACUCAUGGGGCUAAGAUGGCUCAACGGCCAUGCCGUCGGGUACCGGACUCAGGAGAAGCAGGGCAAAAAGGCGUCGAAAGACGACAUUCAAGACAAGAAGAAGCGACUCAUUGUCGAAUUCGCGAUCGAGAAUGCACAAGUCGUUAGCCGGCGGACGGAGCGCGAGGCGAAGGCCCGCGAGAGAUCGAAAGCCGUUACCAAGCAGACGCACCAAGCCAAUGGAAGCAACCCUACUAAGGGUGGGUCGUCUAAAGGUGCUGGAUCGCGCCCAGAGCAGGGUUCGCGGAAGCGGAAGCGUGCCGUUGAUGCGAGCGUUACCAGGUUUCAGCCCAAUCCAAACACCGUCAGCUCGCCUCCCGCUUCCAAAGACGAUAAGCUGGCCCAACGCCAGAAGAUCAUAGAAAGGAAGAGGAUGAUGCGGCGCACACGGAAGAAAGCUGCUGCCUGA
Messenger RNA from Coniosporium apollinis CBS 100218, 2289 nucleotides. RefSeq lists its product as uncharacterized. Gene Ontology annotation, molecular function: RNA binding. The coding region runs from base 1 to 2289 and encodes 762 amino acids. The record is from RefSeq and is a predicted model, not a curated record. The transcript has a single exon. NCBI's taxonomy places the organism in Eukaryota, Fungi, Ascomycota, Dothideomycetes.